AUGGUGAACAUUCCUAAAACCUGCGGGACUUUCUGUAAGAAGUGUGGCAAGCACCAACCCCAGAAAGUGACACAGUACAAGAAGGGCAAGGAUUCUCUGUAUGCCCAGGGAAAGUGUCGAUAUGACAGGAAGCAGAGUGGUUAUGGUGGGCAGACUAAGUUGAUUUUCCAGAAAAAGGCUGAAACUACAAAGAAGAUUGUGCUAAGGCUUGAGUGCACUGAGCCCAACUGCAGAUCUAAGAGAAUGCUGAGUAUUAAAAGAUGCAAGCUUUCUCAACUGGGAGGAGGUAAGAGCAGAAAGAGCCAAGUGACCCAGUUCUAA
Gorilla gorilla gorilla (western lowland gorilla) is the source of this 321-nucleotide messenger RNA. Its product is annotated as large ribosomal subunit protein eL42-like. Gene Ontology annotation, molecular function: structural constituent of ribosome. Gene Ontology annotation, cellular component: ribosome. The transcript has a single exon. The record is from RefSeq and is a predicted model, not a curated record. Bases 1 to 321 code for a protein of 106 amino acids. Lineage: Eukaryota; Metazoa; Chordata; Mammalia; Primates; Hominidae. Gene Ontology annotation, biological process: translation.